AUGAGUGCCAAACCCGAUAUUCACAAACUCAACUACCAGAAGGACGGCAACUUCGUCCGCCCAGACUCGACAUUCCGCAACUUUGUCUCCAGGGAUCCCAAUGCAAAGUUUCCUGCUGAAAGGGGUCGCUAUGCACUCUACAUAUCUCCCGGUUGCCCUUGGGCUCACCGCACGCUCAUCGUUCGCGUGCUCAAACAUCUGGAGGACAUAGUGGAACUGUGCAUCCUCGGAGACCUAGGCCCUAAGGGUUGGGAGUUCGACGGCGCCUGGGGUUCCUCGUUAGAGGACCCGCUCCACCCGGGCGUCAAGUACCUGCGUGAGCUGUACGAGCGCAUCGAGCCGGGGUUCAGCGGCCGGGUCACCGUGCCGGUCCUGUGGGACAAGAAGACAGAUACCCUCGUCAACAACGAAAGCAGCGAGAUCAUCCGCAUGUUCUACACCGAGUUCGACGACCUGCUCCCGGAGCAGUAUCGCGAGGUGAACAAGCCCGGCGGUGGCCUGUACCCGGAGCACCUCCGCAAGGAGAUUGACGAGAUGAACGACUGGGUGUACAAUACGGUCAACAACGGCGUGUACAAGACGGGCUUCGCCAACACCCAGGAAGCAUAUGAGAAAAAUCUUUACGCGGUGUUCGCGUCCCUGGACCGUCUAGAAGGCAUUCUAGCCGCGCAUGGGAAACCUUUCCUCUUCGGCGAUCAUCUGACGGAAGCCGACGUGAGGCUCUACACAACGGCCGCCCGAUUCGAUGUUGCUUACCAAUACGUAUUUCUUUGUAAUCUGAAGAACAUCCGGCAUGACUACCCGAAGCUGCACCUAUGGCUCCGGAGACUUUACUGGGACCACAGCGAGCUAACGAAUCAAGCCUUCUUCAAAACCACAUCGCCGUGGAUCGAUAAGUAUGCAGAGGGCUAUGCGUUGGCGAGGAGGAAGGUUGUAACGCAUGAGAGUGUCCUCAUCAUUCCUAGGGGGCCGGCUGUCAAGAUCGCCGAGCUUGCAGAGCAUGAAAAGUUGUAG
Molecule: messenger RNA, 1014 nt
Organism: Neoarthrinium moseri
Lineage: Eukaryota; Fungi; Ascomycota; Sordariomycetes; Amphisphaeriales; Apiosporaceae
Exons: 3
Coding region: 1-1014 (337 amino acids)
Cellular component (GO): cytoplasm
Molecular function (GO): glutathione transferase activity
Source: RefSeq, a predicted model, not a curated record